Molecule: messenger RNA, 2271 nt
Organism: Zea mays
Lineage: Eukaryota; Viridiplantae; Streptophyta; Magnoliopsida; Poales; Poaceae
Product: subtilisin-like protease SBT4.3
Exons: 10
Coding region: 1-2271 (756 amino acids)
Biological process (GO): proteolysis
Molecular function (GO): serine-type endopeptidase activity
Source: RefSeq, a predicted model, not a curated record
AUGCCUCGUCCCAGAACAGUGCCGCCGCUGCUUCUCCUCCUCCUCCUCCUCCUCGUCGCUGUCUUCGCCACCUCUGAAGUACCCACCAGCGAUGGCGGCCAGGUCUACAUCGUGUACCUGGGGCACCUACCCAGCACGGAUGCCGAUGCGUCAGAACCUGGAGGCUUCUCUGCUGUAGAAUUUGCUCACCACGGCCUGCUGAACCAGGUCCUCGACGACGGCAGCUCUGCUUCAGACAGGAUCCUCCGUAGUUACAAGAGAAGCUUAAAUGGCUUCGCUGCCAAGCUAAGUGAAGAAGAGGCGCAUAAACUUUCUGGCAUGAAUGGCGUUGUCUCGGUCUUCCCAAGUAAGACCCUUAGGCCUUUGACUACAAGGUCUUGGGACUUCUUAGGCUUCCCUCAAACGCCCAAGGAAGAGCUACAACUAGAGGGAGACGUCAUCGUCGGUAUGCUCGACACCGGUGUGUGGCCUGACUCCCCGUCCUUCUCCGACGAAGGCUUUGGCCCACCGCCGAGCAGGUGGAAGGGUACAUGCCACAACUUCACGUGCAACAAUAAAAUCAUCGGAGCUCGCUCCUACGACCUAACAGGAUCCAGCUCUGAGUCGUCGCCGCUGGACGACGCGGGCCACGGCAGCCACACGGCGUCCACCGUGGCUGGCAUGGCAGUGGCCAACGUGAGCUUCUACGGCCUGGCCGCCGGCACGGCCCGCGGUGCGGUGCCGGGUGCUAGGCUCGCCAUCUACAAGGUGUGCCAGGGGGAGGGCUGCAGCGACGCCGACAUCCUCGCGGGGUUCGAUGACGCCAUCGCCGACGGCGUGGACGUGAUCUCCUUCUCCAUCGGCAGCUCGUCCCCGUCCGACUACUUCAGCGACGCGCAGGCCAUCGGCUCCUUCCACGCCAUGAGGCGUGGCGUGCUCACAUCGGCGGCUGCGGGGAACUCGGGGCUCGACGGGGGCUAUGUUUGCAACGUCGCGCCGUGGAUGCUGUCUGUGGCGGCGAGCAGCAUCGAUCGCCAGUUCAUCGACAAGAUUGUCCUUGGGAAUGGCCAGACCAUAGCGGGAUCCUCCAUUAACACCUUCGCAACGAUAACAAAUGCCACACUUGCAUUCCCUGCCAACGGGUCCUGCGAUCCAGAGAGCCUCGUCGGUGGUACUUACAGUUACAAAGGCAAGAUCGUUCUGUGCCCACCCCAGGAGGGCCAUCUCAACGACGGCUCAGGUCCUCUCUUGGCUGGUGCAGCAGGUGCCAUCUUAGUCACCCGUGCACCCGACGUCGCUUUCACUCUGCCUCUCCCUGGUCUCAUGGUAACUCAGGACAAUUUCGACCAAAUCAUGGCGUAUGUCAACAGCACUAGUAAUCCUGUGGGUACCAUCGACCGCACGGAGACGACGACGAACACGCAAGCUCCGGUGCCUGCCUCCUUCUCUUCUCCAGGUCCCAACUUGAUCACCACUGGUAUCUUGAAGCCGGAUCUAUCUGCGCCAGGGGUCGACAUCAUCGCCUCAUGGUCGCCGCUGUCAUCGCCCUCGGACAAUCCUAACGACACAAGGAAGGUUCAGUACAACAUCAUCUCCGGUACAUCCAUGGCGUGCCCACACGCGAGCGGGGCCGCUGCGUACGUCAAGUCGUUCCACCGCGACUGGUCGCCGGCGAUGAUCAUGUCGGCUCUCAUCACCACCGCCACUCCGAUGGACACACCGGGCAACUCCAACGCGACCGCGCUCAAGUACGGCGCCGGGCAGCUCAACCCAACAAAGGCACAUGACCCAGGCCUCGUGUACGACGCAUUGGAGGGCGACUACGUGGCUAUGCUUUGCGCGGCGGGGUACACCCAAAAGCAGCUAGCGCUGAUCACCGGCUCCAACACCACGGCCUGCGCCAAUAGCUCAACGACGACGUCACCCGGCCUAGCCGCCAGCGGCGGCGACCUCAACUACCCGACCAUGGCGGCCAGCGUCGAGCCGUGGAGCAACUUCACCGUCGCCUUCCCGCGGACUGUUACCAACGUCGGGGCGGCCGCAGCUGUCGUCUACGACUCGAACGUUGAGGCCGCUGAUGAACUCGUUGUUGACGUUUCACCCACCAGGCUAGAGUUCAGUGCGCAGAACCAGAAGGUCUCGUUCACCGUGAUCGUGUCCGGUGUGGCAAUGGCGGAGGGCGAGGUGCGCUCGGCCGCCGUCGUGUGGUCUAGCAAUGAGCAUGAGGUGAGGAGCCCGGUGGUGGUGUACGCAGCAACGGACGAUGACGACGACGCGCAGCAACGAGCAUGA